This is a messenger RNA of Molossus molossus (Pallas's mastiff bat), 2787 nucleotides long. RefSeq names its product zinc finger protein 48 (gene ZNF48). The coding region runs from base 160 to 2040 and encodes 626 amino acids. NCBI's taxonomy places the organism in Eukaryota, Metazoa, Chordata, Mammalia, Chiroptera, Molossidae. The record is from RefSeq and is a predicted model, not a curated record. The transcript is spliced from 3 exons. Gene Ontology annotation, biological process: regulation of transcription by RNA polymerase II. Gene Ontology annotation, molecular function: RNA polymerase II cis-regulatory region sequence-specific DNA binding; DNA-binding transcription factor activity, RNA polymerase II-specific.
CCCGCCGGGCACGGAACCCGCAUCCCAGAGCCGUCGGUGGCUCAGGUCCCCGAGCCCCAGCAGGGAGCUCUGGAGGGUACCGGUGUGGCGGAGCCGGAGGCGGCCGGGAGGUGAAGAGCGGCUGCGUGCCGGAAGGAGCAGCAGGGCGGCGUGCCUGCGAUGGAGCGCGCGGUGGAGCCCUGGGGUCCAGAUCUCCAUGGCCCGGAGGAAAGGGAGCAGCUGAGAGGCGCCCGAACAGGUCUAGGUGGUGAGAAUGUGGAGAUGUCUCAAAUGGAUGAUUUUGAACAUACCCCACAGGAGGAUGACUUGGAGUUCAAAGAAGAGGAAGAUUUGGCUGCAGGUCAUGAAGUAGGAGAUGCCUCUCUCAAACCUGAAGGCAUCCAGACCUGGGAUGACUUGUGGGUCCAGAGAGAGGGACCAGGAAAACCUCAGGCUCGAGACAGAGGCCCCCGGCUCCUGGGAGAACCACGCUGGGGCCAGGCUAGUGAUCGCGCUGCUGUAUGUGGCGAGUGUGGCAAGAGCUUUCGGCAGAUGUCGGAUCUGGUGAAACACCAGCGGACACACACAGGGGAGAAACCCUACAAGUGCGGGGUCUGUGGCAAGGGCUUUGGGGAUAGCUCUGCCCGUAUCAAACACCAGCGAACUCAUAGUGGUGAAAAGCCCUACAGAGCCAGACUGCCAGCCCAGGGCCCUCCAAAGAUUCCUAGGUCCAGGAUCCCUGCUGGUGAGCGCCCCACUAUCUGUGGUGAAUGUGGCAAGAGCUUCCGGCAGAGUUCUGACUUGGUGAAACACCAGCGGACACACACGGGUGAGAAACCCUACAAGUGUGGCAUCUGUGGCAAGGGCUUUGGUGACAGUUCUGCUCGCAUAAAGCACCAGCGAACACACCGUGGGGAGCAACCACCCCGGCCCAUGGUGCCCCGGAGGCAGCCAUCUCGAGCAGCCACAGCAGCUGCACAGGGACCCAAGGCCCAGGACAAGCCAUAUAUCUGCACCGAUUGCGGCAAAAGAUUCGUGCUCAGCUGCAGCCUUCUGAGCCACCAGCGCAGUCACCUGGGGCCCAAACCUUUUGGCUGUGAUGUGUGUGGAAAGGAAUUUGCCCGGGGAUCAGACCUCGUGAAGCACCUGCGGGUGCACACUGGAGAGAAGCCCUACCUCUGCCCUGAGUGUGGCAAGGGCUUUGCUGACAGCUCUGCCAGGGUCAAGCACCUCCGCACCCACAGUGGCGAGAGGCCUCACGCCUGCCCAGAAUGUGACUGCACUUUCAGCCUCAGCUCCACCCUUCUCCGCCACCGCCUGACUCACAUGGAGCCUCAGGACUUCAGCUUCCCAGGCUACCCCCUGGCUCCCCUGAUCCCUAGCCCACCCCCCAGCUCAAGCCCACCCCCACCUCCUCUUGGUACCAGCCCCCCACUAACACCUCGAAGCCCUUCACACUCAGGUGAUGGGCCAUUUGGCCUGCCUGGCUUGGAGCCAGAGCCUGGGGGCCCACAGGCUGGGGAGCCACCCCCACCACUAGCCGGUGACAAGCCCCACAAGUGCCCUGAGUGUGGCAAGGGCUUCCGCCGAAGUUCGGACCUGGUGAAACACCAUCGUGUGCACACGGGGGAGAAACCCUACCUCUGCCCUGAAUGUGGCAAGGGUUUUGCUGACAGCUCAGCCCGAGUCAAGCACCUCCGUACCCACCGUGGUGAACAGGCUCAGCCACCAGCACCAUCCACUCUCCUGAGGCCACAUAACCCCCCAGGCCCAGCACCCAUGGCCCCUCGGCCCCGAGUCCGGGCCCAGCCCUCUGGACUCAGCCAGCCCCAUGUGUGUGGCUUCUGUGGGAAGGAGUUCCCCCGGAGCUCAGAUCUGGUCAAACACAGGCGCACGCACACUGGGGAGAAGCCAUACAAAUGUGCAGAGUGUGGAAAGGGUUUUGGUGAUAGCUCUGCUCGUAUCAAGCACCAGCGUGGGCACCUGGUCCUGAGGCCCUUUGGGACAGGGGAUGGUCUGGCAAGGCCCCUCAAAGAGGAACCACCAACAGGACUGGAAUGAUUGGGUACAGGGAGGGUGGAGGAUCAGGAGACCAAAGGGAUGGUAUUUUGCCUAAGCAGAGAAGAAAGGGCCUGGGUGUUGGUGGGAGGGAAAAGGAAAGAAGGUGGGAGGGGAAGAAACUAGAGAAUGGAGUGAAUAGAUAGAGAAUGGAGACAAUGAUCUUGAAGCUCAGGAAACUGCGCCAGCUGGGCUCAGUCAGGACCUAGCCAGUGUGGUCUAUAUCCUCAGCUUCUAGAACACUGCCUAGUAGGCACUCAAUAAAUGCUUGUUGAAUUAAUGGUCUUAGCCUGAAGCCCCUUAAAAGAACCUUAAAUUCCUGCUGCCUCUUAAUUCCUCUCAAUCUACCCUGAGAGACCAGCACCCUGAACCAUAGUUUGUUCAAACCCUAUGAGCUGCAACAAAGAGACUUGGAGUUUAGGGGGAUAGAACUAGGCGGGGGCAUCUUGCUGAUCCUUCUAAUGGGAGUACUGUACGGCAAGCAGUAGCCAGCGUCAGGCCAUUGGACAUGGUCUUAGCCAGGAAGAGCACUUGGACAGAGCCCAGACCUACCUGCCCUGGAGGACCCCAACCCACCCUGACAACUGGACACGCAGAAUAGACCAGAGACAGCAGGAGAAUUCUGCAUGCCAAGCCCAGGUCCUGGUGGCCGUCAACAGAGAUAAAGUGGCUGAAGUGAGGAAAUGCCAGGGAAGCUCCAAGGCCAGACAGCCACAUCUCCAUGUGUUUCCUUGCCAAUAAACUUCUUGU